Capsella rubella is the source of this 828-nucleotide messenger RNA. Its product is annotated as glycine-rich RNA-binding protein GRP1A-like. The transcript is spliced from 2 exons. The record is from RefSeq and is a predicted model, not a curated record. Gene Ontology annotation, molecular function: RNA binding. NCBI's taxonomy places the organism in Eukaryota, Viridiplantae, Streptophyta, Magnoliopsida, Brassicales, Brassicaceae. The coding region runs from base 74 to 598 and encodes 174 amino acids.
CUUCUUCGUUCUUCACAACCCUCACUUUACUUCUCCUCUUUACUGUUAACCCUAGAUCUUCUUCUCCUUUUCAAUGGCGUCCUCUGAUGUUGAGUACCGGUGCUUCGUUGGAGGUCUAGCCUGGGCCACCAAUGACCAAGCUCUCGAGACUGCCUUCGCUCAGUACGGCGACGUUGUUGAUUCCAAGAUCAUCAACGACCGUGAGACCGGAAGGUCAAGGGGAUUCGGAUUCGUGACCUUCAAGGAUGAGAAAUCAAUGAAGGAUGCGAUUGAAGGAAUGAACGGACAAGAGCUCGAUGGACGUAACAUCACCGUCAACGAGGCUCAAUCACGAGGAAGCGGUGGCGGAGGCAGCCGUGGAGGAGGAGGUGGCGGUGGAUACCGCAGCGGAGGAGGUGGUGGUGGUUACAACGGAGGAGGCGGUGGAUACGGCGGUGGAAGACGCGAGGGAGGAUACAGCGGUGGUGGCGGCGGAGGUGGUUACUCGAGAGGAGGUGGCGGCGGAGGAUACAGCAGUGGUGGAAGACGUGAAGGAGGAGGAGGAUACGGUGGUGGUGGUGAUGGAGGCGGAUACGGAGGUGGAAGCGGUGGAUGGUAAUUCCCUUAAUUAGAUUGGGAAUUAUCAAAUGUCGUCUCUUUCUUUUUCGCUAUGGUUCUGAUGCUUUGGUUUGGGUUCUAUCGUGUGUUUCGGUUUCUGCUUCUUCUGCUCUCUGCUUAGAUUUUGAUGUAACAGUUCGUGAUUUAGGUAUUUUGGUAUCUGGAAACGCAAUGUUAAGUCACUGUUUGGUUCUCUAAAUAACAAAAAUUUUCUCGUCGAGAUUUAUCUUA